AUGGCAUUUUCCACACCUGUGAUGUUCGCAGAUGCGGUCCAGCGCUCGCAGAAGCGGAGUCAGAUAGUUAAGUGGUUUCCGCAGAUGCGGGGUUCUAGCCGCAGAAGCGGUUCCGCAUGUGCGGAUAAGAGGCCGCAGGAUGAUGAUAUGAUAGUUCCAAAUUGGGAAUUGGAAGAUAUACAUGAUGGUGUGGGUGAGGGUGGGGGUGGGGGUGGGGAUAAGGGUGAGGGUGAGGGUGAGAGUGAAGGAAGAAAUAUAAGAGAUCCUAGAUACGUAGCUUCUUGUGGACGUCCAAGGUUGAAUAGAUAUAGAGGGCGAAUAGAUUCAUACUUUAGAAGUUCACAAAUGGGUGGUGGAAGUGGAGUUAGAGGUAAUAGGAUGGGUAGAGGUGGUGGUAGAAGUGGUGGUAGAGGCCGUGGUAGAGGUCGUAGUAGAGACCGUGGUAGAGGUCGUGGUAGAGGCCGUGGUAGAGGUCGUGGUAGAGAUGGUGGUAGAAGCGGUGGAACUCCUCGACUAGCGAAAGGAAUUGAGCUAAAUGAUGCAACAGUACCACCACAGAGUAGCUUGCUUGAUCUAAACAAUGAAGCAAACUGGGAAGUGGAACACUUGACCGUUUAG
This is a messenger RNA of Nicotiana tabacum (common tobacco), 618 nucleotides long. NCBI's taxonomy places the organism in Eukaryota, Viridiplantae, Streptophyta, Magnoliopsida, Solanales, Solanaceae. The record is from RefSeq and is a predicted model, not a curated record.